CAGCAGCAGCAGCAGCAGCAGUAUGGAGGGGAGCGUUUGCGCGGCUGGUGCAAAGGAGCCAGGCGCCUGCUAGAGCCAGACAGCGGGGGGGACGGACCUGCAGCUGCUCCCUCCCCCCCCCGCCUGGAAGUAUGAACUGGCAGCAGAGCUGCUGCUGCUCUCCCCCGCCAGCGCCGCCGCCGCCGCCCCCCCGCCGGUGAGCGAGCAGAGACGGAAGAUGGGGCCCGUGCUCCGGAGCCUACUUCUCUGCAGUUUCUGCGCCCUGAUGCGAGCUGCACCGCUGCUGCUGUAUGCAAACCGACGUGAUCUGCGAUUGGUGGAUGCUGCAAAUGGGAAAGAGAACGCUACAGUUGUAGUGGGUGGUUUGGAAGAUGCAGCCGCAGUGGACUUUGUGUUUGUCCGGGGGUUGAUAUACUGGAGUGAUGUAAGCGAAGAAGCCAUUAAGCGAACAGAAUUUAACAAAACUGGGAGUGUACAGAAUGUGGUCAUUUCUGGGCUUUUGUCACCUGACGGGUUGGCAUGCGAUUGGCUGGGAGAGAAACUAUACUGGACGGAUUCUGAAACAAAUCGGAUUGAAGUUUCCAAUUUAGACGGAUCUUUGAGAAAAGUUUUAUUUUGGCAAGAAUUGGAUCAGCCCAGAGCAAUAGCCUUAGAUCCUGCAAGAGGGUUCAUGUAUUGGACAGAUUGGGGAGAAGUGCCAAAGAUAGAACGUGCUGGGAUGGAUGGUUCAAGCCGCUCCGUUAUAAUAAACACAGACAUUUACUGGCCAAAUGGAUUGACUUUGGAUUAUGAGGAAUGGAAGCUUUAUUGGGCAGAUGCUAAACUGAACUUCAUUCACAAAUCAAACCUGGAUGGAACUCAUCGGCAAGCAGUGGUUAAAGGAUCCCUUCCACAUCCUUUUGCUUUGACUUUGUUUGGGGACACAUUGUACUGGACUGACUGGAACACUCAUUCUAUCUUGGCCUGCAACAAGUACUCUGGGGAGGACCUGCGUGAAAUACAUUCCAACAUUUUCUCUCCCAUGGAUAUCCAUGUUUUCAGCCAACAGAGGCAGCCAAAUGCUACAAACCCAUGUGGAAGUAAUAAUGGUGGCUGCUCCCACUUGUGUUUGAUGUCUCCUAUCAAGCCUUCUUAUCAGUGUGCUUGUCCCACUGGUGUGAAACUCCUUGAGAAUGGAAAGACCUGCAAAGAUGGUGCCACCGAGUUACUGCUCCUAGCCCGCAGGACGGACUUGAGGCGCAUUUCCUUGGAUACCCCGGAUUUUACAGACAUUGUCUUGCAGCUGGAGGACAUCCGUCAUGCCAUUGCUAUUGACUAUGAUCCCGUGGAAGGAUACAUCUACUGGACUGAUGAUGAGGUGAGGGCCAUUCGCCGCUCUUUCAUAGAUGGAUCAGCUAGUCAGUUCGUUGUCACAGCUCAGAUUGCACAUCCCGAUGGCAUUGCUGUGGACUGGGUUGCCCGAAACCUUUAUUGGACAGACACCGGUACUGACCGCAUAGAGGUGACAAGACUUAACGGGACUAUGAGAAAGAUCUUGAUAUCAGAAGACUUGGAAGAACCGAGAGCAAUCGUAUUGGAUCCCAUGGUUGGAUACAUGUAUUGGACUGACUGGGGAGAAAUUCCAAAGAUUGAGAGGGCUGCAUUAGAUGGGUCAGACAGAGUUGUGCUGGUGAAUACUUCACUUGGCUGGCCAAAUGGACUGGCCCUGGAUUAUGCAGAAAGCAAAAUAUAUUGGGGAGAUGCGAAAACAGACAAAAUUGAGGUCAUGAAUGCAGAUGGCAGUAGCAGGAGAGUUCUGGUGGAGGACAAGCUGCCUCACAUCUUUGGAUUCACUUUGCUGGGAGAUUACAUCUAUUGGACCGACUGGCAAAGGCGUAGCAUUGAGCGAGUGCAUAAGCGUACAGCAGAAAGAGAAAUCAUCAUAGACCAACUGCCUGACUUAAUGGGCCUGAAAGCUACUAAUGUCCAUCGGAUCAUUGGUGCAAACCCUUGUGCAGAGGACAAUGGUGGUUGCAGCCAUCUCUGUCUGUACAGACCUCAGGGCCCUCGCUGCGCCUGUCCCAUAGGCUUAGAGCUCAUCAGUGAUAUGAGGACUUGCAUUGUCCCAGAAGCUUUCCUGCUCUUUUCUCGGAGAGCAGAUAUCAGGCGAAUCUCUUUGGAAACCAACAACAAUAAUGUUGCCAUCCCACUUACGGGAGUCAAAGAAGCUUCUGCUCUGGAUUUUGACGUGACUGACAAUCGGAUUUACUGGACAGAUAUCUCGCUGAAGACUAUCAGCAGGGCAUUUAUGAACGGCAGUGCACUCGAACAUGUGGUGGAGUUUGGCUUGGAUUACCCAGAAGGCAUGGCAGUAGACUGGCUAGGAAAGAACCUGUAUUGGGCCGAUACUGGAACAAAUCGUAUUGAAGUGUCAAAGCUGGAUGGACAACAUCGUCAAGUAUUGGUGUGGAAGGAUCUGGACAGCCCCCGGGCACUGGCAUUAGACCCUGCUGAAGGGUUUAUGUACUGGACUGAGUGGGGUGGGAAGCCCAAGAUUGACCGAGCUGCCAUGGAUGGAAGUGAACGUACUACUUUGGUACCAAACGUGGGACGAGCUAAUGGGCUAACAAUUGAUUAUGCUAAAAGAAGACUUUACUGGACCGAUCUAGAUACCAACUUAAUAGAAUCUUCAAAUAUGCUAGGCCUUGACCGUGAGGUUAUAGCAGAUGACUUGCCUCACCCGUUUGGCUUGACUCAAUACCAGGAUUACAUCUAUUGGACAGAUUGGAGCCGGCGCAGCAUUGAGCGAGCCAACAAGACCAGUGGCCAGAACCGGACCAUCAUCCAAGGCCACUUGGAUUAUGUGAUGGAUAUCCUGGUCUUCCAUUCCUCAAGGCAGGCAGGCUGGAAUGAAUGUGCAUCUAGCAACGGGCACUGCUCCCAUCUCUGCUUGGCAGUGCCAGUUGGUGGUUUUGUGUGUGGAUGCCCAGCUCACUAUUCCUUGAAUUCUGACAACAGGACCUGUAGUGCUCCUACAACUUUCCUGUUGUUCAGUCAGAAGAACGCAAUUAAUCGCAUGGUGAUAGAUGAGCAACAGAGUCCAGAUAUCAUACUCCCUAUCCACAGUCUCAGGAACGUCCGGGCCAUCGAUUAUGACCCCCUAGAUAAACAGCUUUAUUGGAUUGACUCUCGGCAGAACAUUAUCCGGAAGGCACAAGAAGAUGGCAGCCAGAGCCUUACUGUGGUGACGAGUCCGGUUCCCAAUCAGAACCUGGACAUGCAGCCCUAUGAUCUGAGCAUUGAUAUCUACAGCCGCUACAUCUACUGGACUUGUGAAGCCACUAAUGUGAUUAAUGUGACACGCUUGGAUGGGAGACCAAUGGGCGUGGUGCUGAAAGGAGAAGACGACAGGCCCCGGGCCAUUGUGGUGAACCCAGAGAAAGGGUACAUGUAUUUCACUAAUCUGCAAGAAAGGUCACCCAAAAUCGAGAGGGCAGCACUGGAUGGAACUGAACGGGAAAUUCUCUUUUUCAGUGGCUUGAGUAAACCUAUAGCCCUGGCCCUUGACAGCCAGCUGAGCAAGUUAUUCUGGGCUGAUUCAGAGCUCCGGAGAAUUGAGAGCAGUGACCUUUCAGGGGCGAAUCGAAUAGUUUUAGAAGACUCCAAUAUCUUGCAACCCGUUGGGCUCACAGUAUUUGAAAACUGGCUGUACUGGAUUGACAAGCAACAGCAAAUGAUUGAAAAAAUUGACAUGACUGGUCGAGAAGGACGUACAAAAGUCCAGGCUCGUAUUGCACAGCUCAGCGACAUACAUGCAGUGAAAGAGCUAAACAUCCAGGAAUACAGACAGCAUCCUUGUUCUCAAGACAAUGGCGGGUGUUCGCACAUUUGUAUUGUGAAGGGUGACGGUACAACCCGGUGUUCUUGUCCGGUGCACCUUGUUCUGCUUCAGGAUGAACUAUCCUGUGGAGAACCCCCAACAUGCUCCCCUCAGCAGUUCACCUGUUUCACGGGGGAGAUUGACUGCAUCCCAGUGGCCUGGCGCUGUGAUGGAUUCACUGAAUGCGAAGACCAUAGUGAUGAAAAGAACUGCCCUGUCUGUUCAGACUCCCAGUUCCAGUGUGAAAGCGGACAGUGCAUAGACAGCACCCUCCGGUGCAAUGGAGAGGCAAAUUGCCAGGACAACUCAGAUGAGAAGAACUGUGAAGUGCUUUGUUUAACCGAUCAAUUCCGCUGCACCAGUGGCCAGUGCAUUGGGAAAAACAAGAAAUGUGAUCACAACUUGGACUGCAGUGACAGCUCAGAUGAGCAAGGAUGCUACACAACAGAGGAGCCAGCACCACAAGCCAACAAUACCAUAGGCUCAAUCAUUGGAGUGAUCCUCACCGUUUUUGUGGUUGGAGCAAUGUACUUUAUCUGCCAGAGGGUGCUGUGCCCACGCAUGAAGGGGGAUGGGGAAACAAUGACUAAUGACUAUGUGGUGCAUGGACCAGCCUCCGUACCACUUGGUUAUGUGCCUCACCCAAGCUCUCUGUCAGGGUCUCUCCCAGGAAUGUCACGUAAAUCUGUGAUCAGCUCCCUCAGCAUUAUGGCCGGAAGUAGCGGGCCUCCCUACGACAGAGCCCAUGUCACAGGGGCAUCCUCCAGUAGUUCUUCGAGUACCAAGGGCACUUACUUCCCUCCAAUUUUGAAUCCUCCGCCAUCACCAGCUACUGAACGCUCACAUUACACCAUGGAAUUCGGUUAUUCUUCAAACAGUCCUUCCACUCAUAGAUCCUACAGCUACAGGCCAUACAGCUACCGGCAUUUUGCACCUCCCACCACGCCUUGCAGCACGGACGUUUGUGACAGCGACUACGCCCCCAGCCGGCGGGUCACGACAGCAGUGACUAAGGGCUACACCAGUGACUUGAACUAUGAUUCCGAGCCUGUGCCCCCUCCACCGACGCCAAGGAGCCAGUACCUCUCGGCGGAGGAGAACUAUGAAAGUUGUCCGCCCUCCCCAUACACAGAACGGAGCUAUUCCCAUCACCUCUACCCGCCGCCUCCAUCCCCCUGCACGGACUCCUCAUGAGGGCCCCUCCACCCCCUUCCUUAACUGCCUCCACUACGAAAGUGUAAAUACAAAUUGUCCAUACCAGGGAGGGGGGAGGGAGCUAUUGGAGAGGGAGGAGGCAGGACAGUGUACAGUUAAAAGUUAUGAAAUGGGGUGGGGAAUACUGGAGAUAUUUGUACAGAAGAAAAAAGGAUAUUUAUAUAUUUUCUUAAACAGCAUCUGCUGCUUGUGCCAUAAGAAGAAAUUUUUGUAUAAAAGAAUAGAAAUUUGUACAAAAUUUUUAUUUUUGCAAAUGGAACAAAAAAACAUGCCUUAAUCCAGUGAAGUGACCGAGCACAUGAGAAAAUGGAAGGACCAGGACGCGUCACUGUCCAGUGAGGCAAAGUGUGGGGUUCGUCAAUACCAAAAAAGUUUUAAAAAUAAUAAAAAAAGAAGUCCGUCUCAGAGCAGCAUACCAUAGAUACUUGGAAGUAGCCAAAUAACCUCUACAUUAACUAUGGAGGGCCAGCAAUGAAAGUUAAACUUGAAGAAACAGUCAGGACAGAUAUUAACCAUACACAAAGGGCUUUAUGUUUUCUACAGGAAUACAGCAAUCGUAGCAACGAAUAGAUAUGUUAUAGUAUUUUAUUAUAUAUGUGUGUGUACAAAUAUAAUAAAAUAUUAGAAUAUAUUGUCACACACUUUUUAAAAAUUAAAAUGCAUCUGCAUUUUUUUUGCCUACAUUUGCAUCACUCCCCCCGUUUUAAAACUUUCUCCAUUGCUGGCAGUUCAAUAAUUUUGUUGGGUACACUUUUAAAAAUGUCUUUAAUUGUUUUGGCAUUUUCCACCCCGGCAUCCUCUGCUUUCCCCCCCAGAGCCAUUUUGUUAAAUCAGAUUUCCUUGUUUAAAGUACUUCUAGAAUUGGGCUAAUGAAAAUUCAUCCUCUACGUUUUUUAUUAGCCUUGUCUUGCAGUGCAUGUUAUGUGUUGGGUUUCUUUAUUCAGCGGAUGCCGUAGGAUUCCAUUUUGUACCAAGUCAGCCCAAUUCUCAUGUAAUUGACAAUGGUAAUAUGCAUAGACCUGAAUCAUUUUAGUCUCUUAAAAACUGUUUUGAUUUAGUUGCCCACAAAAUGUCAAAUAUUUUUAUACCACAUAUAAUAUAGACAACAUAUUUAUAAACUAUAAAUUUAACCAUAAAUUGCUAGUUUUACUGUAAAUGAAUCCUGUAUCCUUGCAAUACUUUCAGUGUAUAGUUAAUAUCACAGUAUACAAAUCAUUUAUAUAUAUAUUUAUAUUAUUUCCUAGUAAGAAAGCAUUUAAACAUUGUCGCCAGGGGGAUGGGACACAAUCUAUAAGACAUGGAAUUUUGAUCAUUAGAAAUGUUUCCCCUGCUGUAUUAACUGUUCAUGCUGUGUUCGUGUUAGGUAAGCCGGUCUUCUCAGUAUGAUUUCUACAUACCUCCUCUUUUGCGUGGCAUGCAUUUAAUACUUUAGUAUUAACCACUGUGAAUGUCAAAUUUUAAGAUAUUCUUAACCAAAUCAUUUUAUAUUAGCAUCCUGUAUUUUUGUAUCUCCUUAGCUCCUUUGGCAAUUAGAAAGGGAUAGUAUGAGUUCAUUUUAAAAACAGUUUGCAUGAACUAAAGGGCAACAUAUGAUCUUCUUAACUCUUUCUGACUCCUGUGCAGUGUUUGCGUUCAACAGCCUGAACUAGCGGAGCUCACAAUGGAUCUGAUCUUGGGAUGUGUUACCAAUCUGCUAUUCCCAUUAACUUUUAAUGGGAGUUUCAGGAGCCCCUCCAAAGAUCAGACCCUAAAUCUUACCUCUCCUCACAAAGGAUACUGAGGGACUCCUACAUUGAGGUACUGGGGCUCAACAUUGGUGUAAUAACUCUUCAUAAGGGACAGAUGGGUUUACUGCUUUGUUACAGUCAGUUUCUAUUAAGGGAUGCAGGCUAAAAACAUUCUAGUUUUAAAUCCCAUACUUUUCAUGAAGUUUUGAGUGAUUCUUGCCCAUGCUGCAUUUCAGCUUGACUGUUGGAGCCUCUCUCGGUUUCAGCUCUAAGGGGAAACCAUGAAGUUUGGAGUUCUCGCUGUACCUUUCUAAUAAUUGAAGAUACCCAAGGAAGU
Trachemys scripta elegans is the source of this 7138-nucleotide messenger RNA. RefSeq names its product LDL receptor related protein 6 (gene LRP6). Gene Ontology annotation, molecular function: Wnt-protein binding; Wnt receptor activity. Lineage: Eukaryota; Metazoa; Chordata; Testudines; Emydidae. Bases 218 to 5053 code for a protein of 1611 amino acids. The record is from RefSeq and is a predicted model, not a curated record. Gene Ontology annotation, biological process: Wnt signaling pathway involved in somitogenesis; chemical synaptic transmission; canonical Wnt signaling pathway. The transcript has 23 exons.